AUGGCUACUCUCGCAGAAUCGUUUCUCGAGGACCUAGAAGAGCUAUCGGAUGAGGAGGAGGAGCAGAAGGAGGAGCAGGACGAGGAGGGGGACGCCUUGAUGGCGGACGAUGAGGACGAGGACAAGAAGCGGGCGAAGGCGGCGGUCCGGUACGACAGGCUGGAAGACGUGGCGAAGCUCCACACCACGGAGCGGUAUAAGAGCCUCUUGAGCAGGGUGCGCGAGGAGCUCGACAGGGUGGACGGAGCGGAGAAGCUUCCGGACAGCUGGGCUGGACCGUCUAGCGAGGACCCGCUGUACCAGCUGCUGGUGGACUGCAACGGGCUGGCGGUGGAGCUGGACAACGAGAUCACCGCCGUGCACGCGUUCCUCCGAGACAAGUACAAGCCGCGCUUUCCGGAGCUCGAGAGCCUCGUCCAGAACGCAGUCGACUACGCCAAGGUGGUGCGUCAGAUCGGCGACGCGGAGGACAUCGCGACGGUCGCGCUGGAGGACGUGCUCCCGGCCGCGCAGGUCAUGGUUGUGUCCGUCACGGCGUCGACGACCGCGGGGAGGGCGCUGGGCGCGAGGGAGCUGGCGGUGGUGCUGGACGCGUGCGAGUGCAUCCUGGCGCUGGACGCGGACAAGGCGCACGUGCUGAAGCUGAUCGAGUCGCGAAUGUUCCUCAUCGCGCCCAACAUGACGGCCUGCCUGGGCGCGACCAUCGCCGCGAAGCUCAUGGGCGUCGCGGGCGGGCUGGUCGCGAUCUCGAAGAUGCCCGCGUGCAACGUCCAGGUCCUCGGCCAGAAGCGCAACCUCCGCGGCGCGACCUCCUCGGCGGGCAACACGCACCAGGGCUUCGUCUACUUCUGCGAGAUCGUGCAGGGCACGCCGCCGGCGUGGCGCAACAAGGCCGCGAAGCUCGUGGCGUCGAAGUGCUCGCUGAUGGCGCGCGUCGACGCGUGUCGGACGGACCCCGCGGGCCGCACCGGCGAGGACAUGCGCCGCCAGAUCCGCGCGAAGAUCGACAAGUGGCAGGAGCCGCCGCCGGCGCGCACGGUGAAGCCCCUGCCGCGGCCGGACGCGGAGGUGAAGAAGCGGCGCGGCGGGCGGCGGCUGCGCAAGAUGAAGGAGCGCUACGGCAUCACCGACGUGCGCAAGCUGGCCAACCGCGUGGGGUUCAACUCGGUCGAGGACGAGUUCAUCGACGGCGACGAGGCGGUCGGCAUGGGCAUGCUCAGCUCGCGGCAGGGGUCCGGGAUGCUGCGCGCCGUCGCACAGCAGCAGAAGCAGAAGCUGUCCAAGAUGCAAAUGAAGCGCCUGGAGAAGAACCCGGCGUUCCGGGUCGGCGCGGGGGGCGGCGGGAGCGGCAUCGCGACGUCGCUCGCGUUCACGCCCGUGCAGGGCAUCGAGCUCGUCAACCCCAACCGCCAGCAGCCCACCGACGCGCGUGAUGGCACGCAGUCCUACUUCUCCGACGCGCGCGGGUUCCUGAGCGUGAAGCGGCCGCCCGGAACCGGGCCCUAG
Molecule: messenger RNA, 1506 nt
Organism: Pedinophyceae sp. YPF-701
Lineage: Eukaryota; Viridiplantae; Chlorophyta; Pedinophyceae
Source: the annotation of a GenBank genome assembly